This is a messenger RNA of Anolis sagrei ordinatus, 363 nucleotides long. The record is from RefSeq and is a predicted model, not a curated record. NCBI's taxonomy places the organism in Eukaryota, Metazoa, Chordata, Lepidosauria, Squamata, Anolidae.
AAGGAGGCCCACUUCAAAGCGCACCCGGACUGGAAGUGGUGCAACAAGGACCGGAAGAAGUCCACCUCCGACCUGAAGCCCCUGGGGCCCGGGGGAUGCGCCAAGGAGAUGCGGGAGCGCAGCAUGUCCGAGACAGGAGGCGCCGCCCUCCCUGGAGGUCCCUCUGAGAUGCAGGUGCUGCUGGGGCCGGAGGGCAAGGCUGGCCUGGCAGGGGCCGAGGGCCGUGGGGAGCGCAUCCUGCCCACCACGGGGACCGGGAGUCAGCGCCCGCGCGCCUUCUCCCACAGCGGGGUCCACGGCAUGGAGAGCGAAUGGGAGAGCCAGGUAUGGGGCCAUUUUUGGGGAUGAAGUGUUGGGGGUCCG